This is a messenger RNA of Staurois parvus, 287 nucleotides long. The record is from the annotation of a GenBank genome assembly. NCBI's taxonomy places the organism in Eukaryota, Metazoa, Chordata, Amphibia, Anura, Ranidae.
UAUUAUACAUUCUGUAAAUCAAUACACCUUAGUAUCUUGUGUUGCUAUUUGCAAGUUAGAUGGAAUAAAAAUCUAUAUGACCAGUUUGUAAGACAUGCUUUGUGUUCAUCUAGAAAGCGAGAAGCAAGAAAAUAUCUAAAUUAUGAGUACUGUAAACCAGGGGUGGACUGACCAUUUGGAAACUCGGGCACUGCCCGAGGGCCCGGGAUGCCCCUGGUACCUUUUUCAUAGGCUUUUUUGAGUUUGGGCAAGGACACAGGGGCCCCAUGAUCCCCUAUUGCCGGGGG